ACUCGAGUCCCACGAGCCUCAACAACACUUGCUCGGAGAUAGCGCACUCCAAGACUUCAACCCGAAGGAAAAUACCUUUCCUUCGUACAACCAAGGGAAACAAGCUUCCCUUAACGUGUAUACAACACUAAGACACUCAAGAACAAGACUCUCCUUAAGAGUGGAUAUGAACUCUGAUGGGGAAGAUUAUUAUGAACCUCAUGGUGAUCACGAUGACUAUGACCGCAAUGGGCCUAUAUACGACGAUCAACCUGAUCCUCUCGUCGAAGAAAUAAUAAGAUUAGAACAGAAAAUCUUCUAUUUCGACGAAGUUUUAUUCGCUGAAGGCUCCUGGUAUGAACCACCCUACUCCCGUGACUCUACCCUGUUUGCUGAAGAACAAAUUGAAGCAAACAAGGUGGCAAUUCGAGAAAGAGCAAAACUUCUCGAAUCAGUCCGGAAGGAAAAGGAGUUUGAAAAGAGAUUAUGCGAAGGAUCAGAUAUGAUGCAGAAAAUGCUAGAUGACUUCCAAAGAGAGAGACUAGAAGCUAAGGCUAAAGCUGAUAAAUUAGUCAAUGAUCUCUGCAAGGCUGUUGAACUUAAACGCUCCCUCCCAUCUCAAGAUCAAAUGAGGGAGAUUAAUGUUCAAAAAGAGGCUCUAGAACCUAAGACCAACCCUGAACCCAUCAACCAACAGGUUCCAGUUCUAGAAGAUUCACCCAAUUUUACACCAUCACAGAAACCCGAGAGCAUAAAAAAUCUUGCUAGGGCUACUGUGGUGAUGUUACCUGAAUCCCUGCCUAGCCAAGUCCCAACCAUCAUAGUCGUACAGAAGGUGGAACAAACUGAGGGACCUGACUCAGAACCACCUAUGCUUAUUCAAGAACAGAAGAAGGAUGAAGUUUUGCCUAUGGCAAUAAGCGACCAUCUCCUUAAUUGUGUUGAAGACACGCCUCCAGAGGAACCUAUUCUAGAGGAGAUAGAGCCCACUACCUGCCCCCAAGAUUCCAACGUUCAAGAGUCUGAGGAGGAAUCUAUAGACGAAGAAAUACCUAGCACAGAGGAACCAAUAACGACUAUAGAUAAUCAUGCUUCAUCAGAAGACUUAGACCAAACUUUCUUUGACUCCCUACUUGACGAGUGUGAUUUUGUCUGCCUGAAGGAUAGUUGGAGCCAAAAGAGUUGGGAUGAACUUCUGGUAAGUGACACUGAAGACUCAUCCGUGGGGGAAAGCAUGGUCGUAAUCAUCAAACCGCAAAUGGAUAGUCAGCCAAUUGCAGAUAAGGAAGAAAUCAAUUUCGCAAUCAAGGCUAAUGAUGUGGAUCUACUGAGGAGACUUCCACCCCCACCAACCUAUACAAAGUCUCCUCCAUAUAUCAUGUUGCCACCAAGCCGCAGGAAUGAGUCAAGGAUCCUGGACCUUGACCGAGCAAAAAUUCAAAUAGGAUGGGAGAACCGUAGGGAUUACCUUGUAGAGGAAGCGAAGAAGAGGUUAUGCACGUGGGGUAAACACAAAGAAGGGGCUGCGGCACAGGCAUCUGCGCUGUUUGUGUUCGGGGAUUCAACGGUGGAUGAUGGCAAUGCUAACUUCCUUAACUCCAGAGCUAAAUCCGAUUACUAUCCCUAUGGGGUGGACUUCGCCGGAGGAGCAACUGGCAGAUCUACAAACGGCAAAACCUUUGCCGAUCUCCUUGGAGAAUGGUUGGGUCUGCCUCCGCCUCCUCCCUUUGCGGACCCCAACACAAAUGGGACUAGAAUACUGGGUGGUGUGAAUUACGCUUCCCCCGGUGCCGGCAUCCUCGACGAAACUGCCCGACAUUAUAUGGACAGGUACACAUUGAGCCAACAAGUGGUGAAUUUCGAAAGCACUUUGAGCCAUUUAAGGACGAUGAUGAGUCCGGCCAAUGUAAGUAGCUACCUAUCAAAAGCAAUUGCGGUGGUUGUUAUUGGGAGCAACGACUACGUAAACAACUAUCUCAUGCCUUCUAUCUACCUUACUAGCUUCAACUACAAUACCUCCCAAUUCGCCACCCUUCUCCUCAACCACUAUACCAGACAACUUGUGGCAUUAUAUAGUGUUGGGUUGAGGAAGUUCUAUAUAGCAGGGAUUGGGCCGAUUGGUUGUACUCCAAACCAGCUAGUCACAGGCCAGGCCCAAACAGGGAGAUGCGUUGACUCAGUUAACCAGAUGCUUGGGAGCUUCAAUGAUGGUUUGAGAAGUCUAGUGGAGACGCUUAACAAUGGUGGACAUCCUGGAGCUAUUUUUGUAUAUGGGAACACCUAUGCUAUAAUGGGCGAUAUAUUGAACAAUCGUGCCAAAUAUGGGUUUUCUAUAUGGGAUAAACCAUGUUGUGGGAUAGGAACAAACAUGGGGCAAAUGACGUGUAUCCCAUUCUAUCCUCCUUGUGGAAAUAGGACUCAAUACAUCUUUUGGGAUGCGUUCCAUACGACGCAAAAUGUGAACGCCGUGCUUGCUCAGAGAGCCUACUCUGGACCACCGACUGAUAAUUAUCCUAUCAAUGUUCAGCAGCUAGCCACCAUUAACAUUUGAUAGUUGAUAUACUAUUUUCAACGUGAUAAUUUCAACUUCUCAUCUAUUAAUUCACUCUUGAGAUUUUAUUUUACAUGUCUUAUUAUCUUAGUUGUUAGUACUAGAUUCGUACCCGUGCGAUGCACGAGAAGAAUCUUUAU
Cuscuta campestris is the source of this 2670-nucleotide messenger RNA. Lineage: Eukaryota; Viridiplantae; Streptophyta; Magnoliopsida; Solanales; Convolvulaceae. The record is from the annotation of a GenBank genome assembly.